Periconia digitata is the source of this 1788-nucleotide messenger RNA. Lineage: Eukaryota; Fungi; Ascomycota; Dothideomycetes; Pleosporales; Periconiaceae. The record is from the annotation of a GenBank genome assembly.
GAACGCCGUAUUGGCUUUGGUCGUGCCCCUCUAUCUCGUUCAUUGACAAUCUCAUUAUUCUUAUCUUUACAUCUUCAUUGCCAACGCCGAUCACUGCAAAAUCCAUCCAACAUGGAGUUCAAACAGGUUGAUUUUCCUAUGACCUUUUAUUUUGGUGGUCUUUUCUUGGCUUUGAUUGUCAGCAUUUGUGUAAAACAUAAGAGACGGUCCAUGUGUUCCCGUGAGACGAUUACUACCAAACCUGCCACCAUACCGUCAUCUGUGUCGGUGCAUAUGAUGCCGAACGCAAUCUCAAUGCUACUGAAUCCUAGAAAGUUCAUGCUGAGGGCUGAAUAUUACUCUAAUACCUUCAUACCGAUCCGCGUACGUCUACUGGUGAAGGAUAUAUACAUCAUAAGGGGUGUCGAAAACAUGAAAAAACUUUGGAGAGAGUCAGCCCACUCGAGCUCAACUGAGCUUCAUGGAUCUUUCCAUAGCAAAGUACUUGGUAUGCCGAAGGCUGCAUCUGCGCUAUACAAAAAAGACAACUCCGGGUGUACCUCAAAGCCGCACGCAAAUAGCAACAUUCAACCGAACAACCGCAUUGACUAUAUCACACACCAAGUGUUGAAAGAAUUCUUACAGAGACCUACAUGUCAUCAAUUGGCGACCAAAUUCGCCGUCUCGAUGAGAGAGCAAUUCUUGAGCUUGGAUAUCAAAGACGACUGGGUUCAGAUGCCAGACCUGCUUCAUUUCUUCGAAUCUGAGCUGCUCACAGCAAAUCUAAAGGUCACAUACGGAUCAAAGCUUCUUGAACUGCAGAGUGGGUUCUGCGAUGACUUCUGGCAGUUCAGUCACCACAUGUGCGGCUUCGCGCGACCAUUUUCGCGAUGGACUAUGGGAUUUGCGCAUGCCUCGAGACGCCGAGUCUUGGACACGAUCAAGACCUGGCAAAGAAGCAUCAUCGACGGGGAAGAUGCGAAUGAAGCGACCGAUAUCUCUGAGCCAUAUUGGAGUAACACCGACAUUCGAAAGUGGUAUUCGCGAUUCACUUCCAUGGAUGGGUUCAACGACGAUGCUGUAGCAUCGCUUUACCUGGGAAUCAUAUGGGUGUCCAACUACAACUUCAUACUUGCGAUAUACUGGAUGGUGCUUGAGGUUUUCCGAGACCAGGAUCUCCUUGAGAGGAUCCGAGACUCACUGCAAGACGAAGCUAUGGAAUCACAAACCUUUCCCGAAGAAAAGUUCCCGCUGUUACAUUCUGCGCUGGCGGAAACGCUGCGCUUACAUACUGAAGCCUAUAUCAUUCGCCGUUUCAUACACAAAUCGGUGACCUUUGGUGGCAAGUGGGUUGUCCCUGCCAACGAGACGUGUUUUGCAUCCACUCAUCCUGCGCACCAAGACGAGUCCGUCUGGAACACUUACGGUGGCGCACACCCGCUCGACAGUUUCUGGGCUGAGCGAUUUCUGGUAUUUCCAACAGACAAUCUCAGCGGGCCGUUAAACCCUGCGUACAAAGAGCGAGUCAAGGUCUCGAACAAUACAGACCAUGGGUCUGCAGCUCCGCCCUCAGGCCGAUUCUCUCUCGAAGGACUCAGUGCGUCCUGGAUUCCUUUUGGCGGGGGUCCACGGGCUUGUAUUGGUCGCCAUAUCGCGAAGCAGCAAAUACUUUCAUGCUUCGUAUUUCUUGUGCGCAAUUUCAUCAUCGAGGUGGGGAGCAUUGACGUUAAUGUUGAUGAGCGCAACUACGGUCUUGGAAUGCAGCUGCCAGAUAGGAAAACAUCAUUCAAAAUCUGUAGAAGGCUCUAG